AUGAUUUUAUUUCUUCCUUCCAUUUUUAUUUUUUAUUCUCUUUCAACAAUUAUUUUAGCUUUAUUAAUAUGGAGACUAUUUAGCGGAUUUAAUAAUGCGGGUAAAAUGCCACCUGGUCCUUUUCAUUUUCCGUUGAUUGGAAAUUUUGCGAAGCUUGAUUUACGUUAUCCCCAUCGUUCUUUUGUUUAUUGGAAACAACGUUAUGGGCCGAUUUAUACUGUGCCACAUCUGUCUAAAAAUGAUUCUGAAACCGUCAGAAGUCUGAAGCUGACAGCCGUGACGAAAAAACGGAAUAUACUUUCAAUCAUUUUAAAAUUAAAAAAAAAAUUUAAAUCCGCAAUUGUCGUAACACCAAUUAAAUAUAGGUAGGUUUGUAUUUGUUAAAAAAUAUAACGUUCCUUUAAAUUACCCGAAUGCUUUUCUAAAUGCUCAACACUCAUAUCAUAAAUCUUUCAUGCAACUAUCCCCCAAGCAUUCUUUAUCG
Meloidogyne enterolobii is the source of this 484-nucleotide messenger RNA. The record is from the annotation of a GenBank genome assembly. NCBI's taxonomy places the organism in Eukaryota, Metazoa, Nematoda, Chromadorea, Rhabditida, Meloidogynidae.